Molecule: messenger RNA, 1246 nt
Organism: Fusarium redolens
Lineage: Eukaryota; Fungi; Ascomycota; Sordariomycetes; Hypocreales; Nectriaceae
Product: glycosyl hydrolase
Exons: 1
Coding region: 68-1246 (392 amino acids)
Biological process (GO): sucrose catabolic process
Molecular function (GO): sucrose alpha-glucosidase activity
Source: RefSeq, a predicted model, not a curated record
AUCAGUUCAGUUCAGAUUUACGUCCUAAUCUGAUUUGAUUGAUCUGACGGCAGCCCUGGUCGUGGCCAUGCUCACACAGAUGGCAGAUGGGGUGCAACAGCAGUCUCUUUUCUAUUCCACCGACAAUGGGUAUAGCUUUACCCCUUAUGAGGGCAGUCCUGUAAUGCCAAACCCGAGCCCGAGUACUAAACCCGCAUUUCGAGAUCCCAAGAUCUUCUGGGAUGACGAAGCGGGGUAUUGGGCUAUGUCACUCGCCGAGGGUAACAAGAUUGGUUUCUACACCUCCAAAGACCUUAGGACCUGGGUGCAUACGUCUGACUUCGUACCUGGGGACGCCAAUGUAGACCUGGGCACCCUCGAGUGCCCAGAUUUAUAUCAGAUCGACCUAGACGGAGACACCACAAAGCGCACCUGGGUUCUCGCCAUGGGCGCGAACGGCUACCGCUACGGUAGGACGACAGGAACCGCAUAUUGGACCGGAAAAUGGGACGGCAAAGGCUUCGCCGCCACGAACAGCUUCCCGCAAUGGAUGGAUGACGGGCCCGACUUCUACGCCACGGUCAGCUGGGAAAAUCCGAAAGACAGAUACGGCAGUCGCUACGCCAUUGCUUGGGUGAAUAACUGGGACUACGCAGCGACGCUGCCUUAUUACAGAGACUUCGCUGGCCAGACCAGUCUGGUUCGGGAGAUCAAGCUCAAGACUGUCAAUGGUUCUUCCACCUUGGUGAGCAGCCCAAUAGGAGGGUGUGAAGCCGUCGAAUCUCCCAGCUCCGUGAGCGGGAAGACCAUCACGACGGAUCCCGCGACUGCAUCUCUCCCAAGCAACCUUGCGGAAGGUGCAUACGUCAUCCGCGCCACGAUCUCCAAGAGUGACGGCGACAGCGGCAACGAAGUCCGCUUUCGCAUCAAAUCCGACGGGUCUUUUAGCACGACCGUCGGUUACAACUUCGUGAAUUCCGAAGCGUUUCUGGUCAGAGACUCGGACGGUUCUGCGACGGACUCCCUUGCGGAGGGCCCGAAGAAGGCGUACGACGCUGUGCGGACGGCACCGAAUCCUUCAGGAACGAAUACGGUCGAGCUGGUGAUAUAUGUGGAUUGGAAUUCAGUGGAGGUAUUCGUGAAUGGCGGUGUGGCCGUGCUAUCGGGCCUAAUUUAUCCCAAUAAAGCGGCGCGGGGCAUUCAGCUUGUGUCGGAUAAGGGAAGUUUGACGUUGGCGUCGUUUAGCCACGCUGGUUGUAAGAAAUAG